Lactuca sativa (garden lettuce) is the source of this 723-nucleotide messenger RNA. RefSeq lists its product as uncharacterized. The record is from RefSeq and is a predicted model, not a curated record. Lineage: Eukaryota; Viridiplantae; Streptophyta; Magnoliopsida; Asterales; Asteraceae.
AUGGGGGGUCACCGUUACACUUAUUUCUGUCAAUCGGAUCCAAAAAUGAGUAAAUUGGAUAGGUUUAUGAUUUGCCCAAGAUUACUCAACCAUUUUCCCAAAAUAUAUGUGGUGGCUGUUUCACGUGAACCGUCUGAUCACUGCCCAAUUAUUUUGCAAUCGGUGACCGAGGACUUUGGCAAAACCCCGUUCAGAUUCUUCAAUUCCCGGAUGAACAAGGAUGGAUUCGGUCAGGUGGUAACCAAAGCUUGGGAAUCUUUCGUUGGGUACGGGACGCAUGACAGAUACCUAGCUGCAAAACUCAAAUUCUUUAAAAAUGAAAUCAAAAAAUGGAGAGUUGUUGAUUAUCCAAAUGAGGUAAAAGAAUUACAUACACUAAAACUCAAGUUACAGGAGUUGGAUGUAGCAUAUGAAUCCCGUGAAUUGUAUGAAUCGGAGAUUGAGGAAAGGAGAGUGAUGUUUCAAAAGAUAGUUGAACAUGAAAAGAUCGUUGCACUUGAUGCAAAACAAAAGGCAAUGAUAAGAUGGGCAAUUAACGGAGAUGAGAACACAAGUUUCUUCCACUCUUUUGUUAAUAUCAAACAACAGAAAAAUCAUAUUCAUGGGUUGGUUAUAAACGGUGAGUGGAACACAAAUGCAUAUACAAUAAAACAGGAGAUACAUAGAUUUUUUCGAAUGAAGUUCCAGGAGAAUUGGCCUACUAGACCAAGAUUGAUUAAUUAA